Aspergillus candidus is the source of this 2776-nucleotide messenger RNA. RefSeq lists its product as uncharacterized. The transcript is spliced from 3 exons. The record is from RefSeq and is a predicted model, not a curated record. The annotation marks the transcript as partial. Lineage: Eukaryota; Fungi; Ascomycota; Eurotiomycetes; Eurotiales; Aspergillaceae.
CGGAUUCAACGUUCAGGGCCCACCAACACUCGUUUAUCUUCCUUGUACCCAACGAUUUGAUUACCCUUUAUAUCGGCGUGAAGCUGGGACGUGUUGAUCCCCCAAAUGUUCCUCGUGCCCUUCCCAUCAUGACACAAAAUAUGGAGACCGUUGCCUCCCGUCUCGCCAGUUUCGACCUGGUGUUGCAGCCGGAGAAGCGAAGGAAUUCAAGCACAAAGGCCGCAGAGCCGAUCGCUUGGCCUCAUAGGAGUCCUUCGCCGACUGAGGUACACUUUGCGCACUAUUCCUUGCUGCAUGCGACCGCUAAUGCAUAGAUCCUCCAGUUGGCGCAUGCGGGCUUCUAUUACCACCCUUAUGAGACGAAUCCUGAUAAUACAGUAUGCUUUCUGUGUCGGAGGGCCCUCGAUGGCUGGGAGGAGGAGGAUAACCCGGUCGCGGAACACCUGAAGCAUUCGAGUGAUUGUGGAUGGGCGAUUAUGAUGGAUAUCCAGCAGCAUAGCUCCAAUCCCGCUGAGAUCCAAGACCCGACGAGCGAACAUAUUUUUCAGGCCAGGCUCGCGACCUUUAACUCGGGAUGGCCCCACGAUGGAAAGCGGGGAUGGACAUGCCAGUCAGAGAAGAUGGUGGAAGGCGGGUGGUAUUUUUGCCCCAAUGAGGAAAGCAAUGAUCUAGCCAGCUGCCCCUAUUGUAAAUUGUCUCUCGAUGGAUGGGAGCCGAAAGAUGAUCCUUUUGAUGAACACUACCGCCGAUCCGCCGAGUGCUCCUUCUUUGUCUUCGCGCAAGCUCCUGGCAAGAAGGGGAAAGGAUCCCGCUCUAAGAAGGGACGCGGGUCAAAGGUGUCUCGCUUGUCAACGCAGUCGACUGUUUCGGAAGCACCCUCGGAUCUCGACAGUGUGAUGGACCAGAGCAUCAUUUCGCAACCAUCCACCACCAAGUCGAAAAGCACAAAGAAAUCCAAGUCGAAAACGAAGGAUGCACGUUCCAAGAAAGAGGAAGAGGCCGACAGCCAUAUGGAUCUCGAUGCUCCUGAGGUUACGGUUGCAGAGCCUGAGCCUCCAAAAGCCAAACGAGCCACUCGAGGCAAGAAGAGAACAAGCGAAGACGUGCAAAUGGACGACAUGAACAUUGCGCGCGGGGAAAGCGUGGAAGAGACCGGGCGACCAUCCAAAAAGCGGGCCACCAGAUCUCGGGCCAGUUCCCAACCGGUUCACGACUACGAUAAUGUCGAGCCAAUGGUCGCUGAUCAGGACCAAGUGGAUAGCCGAGAAGAGGCUCAAAAGGUCCAAGAGAUCCAAGAAGUCCAAGAGGCCCCCAAGAAAGGCCGCGGGGCAGGCAAAAAGAAGGGAAGUGGGAAAGGCCGUAAAGCAUCAUCCGCAUCGUCAACGUCGAAAAUCAUACCGCAAGAAGAGGAGCCUGGGGAUUUGGAGAUCACUGCCGCCAUCGAGGCCGAUCUCGAGCAGGACCAUGUCGAGCCGGUCGAGCCAACCCCAGAGGUGGCAGAGAAGCCCGCGAAGAAGUCGAAGAAGAAGGGCAAGAAGAAUGAUACGGCAACCGAGGAAACCGGGGCGUUAUCAGAAAAGAAGCAUGAAACAAAGGAACCGGCACAUGUUGACGAGCUGGUGGAUCAGGAAAAGCCGACCAAGCCGGGAAGACGUCAGAAAGCACGGGCUUCAAAUGAUUCCCAAUCCACUGGCCGGGCUCACACCGAGACGCCUGCGCCAACAUCCCCUUCACGGGACAAACAUGAGCGAGUUGAGGAGGACACAAAGAUGGAGCUUCAUGAAUCGUUCGUCUCGGUGGAGAUCCCGGCGCGAAAAUCAGAACAACCCGUGGAGGUGGAGACUAGCCAGAAACCCAAGAAAGAAUCCAAAAAGGGUUCCACAGGCCGGGGGAAGAAAUCUAAGAAGACAGAGGAGGCCUCUACUGAACCAAGUGCACCGGCUGUUGCGCCGCCUCAGCCCCAACAAGAUGACGAUGCGGAGGAGCCUAGGAAACGGAAGAGUUCCCGGAAGCAGAAGUCCGCGGACCACGAUCUUGAACAACGCGAACUAGACGGGCCACCUCAAAAGGAAGAGGCACAAGAACCGGAACCUGAACGGCGGACCUCACGCCGUAGGUCGUCUAUGGCCCCUCCGAAGACGACAGAACGAUAUAGCGACAUUCCGCAGGAGGAACAUCUUGCGGAGGCCCUCGUGGAGUCCCGCCACUCUAGCAGCAGCCAUCGGCAAUCUGGCGGCAGCGAUCCUUCUAGCCACAUAACCCAGAAAGACAGUGACGUAUCACCUCUUCCUGCCUCGAAGAGUUCGCCAUCCAUGUCACCGCAAUCCUCCGAUGCCGAAAACCGACCUCCGUCUCUGAGACCGACUGCGUCUCGGCCGCCAGUGUUGUCUCCAUCCAAACCCACUCCGGGGCGACUUCCCCUGGCGCCCAGCACACCUUCACCUAUCAAGAAGUACGCCAACCGGGGAGGCAUCGACACAGCUCAUACAUGGCGGCCAGCUGAUGUGGAUGAGAUUCUCCUUGCCAGUGGCAGCGACAAAGAAAACCUCGACCUGCACGCUGCUCUCAAGGACAUCAAGGGUGAACUGACGAGCGAAGAGAAGAAGAUGACAGUCGCGCAAUGGAUCCAGUGGAACGCCAAGAACGGCGAAGAGCGACUCCGACGCGAAUGCGAGCGACUUGUCGGACAAUUCGAGAAAGAGGGGGCACGAGCGAUGCGUGCCCUGGAGGGCAUUGAGUGCAGUGAAUGAGCGCAAGCUCCUGCGCAUGACUUUUU